UGCAGCGACAUCCACUUGGAGUGUAGGUACCGGAGGUGUUCGUGUUUCAACGGCAGAUCAAGCGUGGCCUCCGUCGAUUGUAGACCUGCACAAAGCCGUGCCGCGGAGAAAGGACCGACACUAGUGCCACUUGCGACAUCACCGCUUCCACCACACAAACAUGAAGAUUCUACCCCUAUUUAUUCUGGUGGCUUGCGUCGUGUGUUCUGCGCUGGCGCAGGACGAGGAGCGGCCACCGGCACCUUCUCGGGGCUUGCUCAAACGCGGCUCAUUGGCUAAGGGAAAAGCAACAACUACCACAACCACAGCUGCACCUCAGGAGGAAGGCGAUUAUGAGGAGGAGGGUGAAUACCCCGAAGAGGGUGAACAGCAGGAGGCAUCGACUGAGGCUCCAACAUCCACCACUGAGGGCAAGAAGCUAGUUGGCAACGGCGUCAGGCCGUUCAGAAGCAACACUGAACUCCUUGAGAUCCUCAAGAGGAAAAGGGCUCAGGCUGCUGAAGCCAAAUUGCACGCUCCCUCGACCACGACAUCGUCGCCAGCUCAGGAUUCUCUUGACCCCACCAAAAUUAACUACAACAACAAGAGCAAGAAGCGCUUCAACAAUGCUCCUGUGACCAGGGAAGUCGCCAAUGAUGAAGCACCAGCUCCACCCAAGCCAAGCAGAGGCCGCUUUGGAAGGCCAGCCACAAGGUCAGUCCAGGAAGAAGAGGAGCCACAAGUAGAUGCUGCGCCUAAAGUAGUGCCCGGCAGGACGUUCAGGCGAGGCGGCAACUAACUCUUCUAACAUUUACAUUACUCCCCUACCCACCAUCCCGUUCCCAUAAUCCCCUCUAAUCAAAUUUUAUAUCUGAAAGUUUACCACAACUCGGCCCGACUGUAAUCUAGAAUGUAUUGGGUAAGUGUGGCAGCGCACUUCAAUAAUGCGAAGUGAUUAAAACAAUAAUAAACAUUACAUCAGCCCGGGACUGUCCACUGCUGGACUAUGGUGUCCUUAUCAAAAGAGGGAUUUGUCUGCAUGAAGUACAUUACAACUAAUUUAUAUAUAUUUGAGCCACCAUCAAAUAGGUACUAGAGAAUACAUUCUAGGUUACAGUCUGGCAACGGGUUUAGAUACCUUUUCGAUUCCAAAUUCAUCACAUUAGAUGGAUUAGAUUACAUUUUUAUACUUGUGUAAAUUAUAAGUGUAAGUAAUUUUUAAAUAAAAUAAUUUUAAAUUUUU
Spodoptera frugiperda (fall armyworm) is the source of this 1222-nucleotide messenger RNA. Its product is annotated as neurofilament medium polypeptide. The transcript has 6 exons. The coding region runs from base 161 to 778 and encodes 205 amino acids. Lineage: Eukaryota; Metazoa; Arthropoda; Insecta; Lepidoptera; Noctuidae. The record is from RefSeq and is a predicted model, not a curated record.